Molecule: messenger RNA, 773 nt
Organism: Diuraphis noxia (Russian wheat aphid)
Lineage: Eukaryota; Metazoa; Arthropoda; Insecta; Hemiptera; Aphididae
Product: vesicular glutamate transporter 3-like
Biological process (GO): monoatomic anion transport; transmembrane transport
Cellular component (GO): membrane
Molecular function (GO): transmembrane transporter activity
Source: RefSeq, a predicted model, not a curated record
UUUAGCAUCGCGUAGUGGUGAUUUAUUCACGCAUAUUUAGCGAUCAAGCAUUUGUGAGGAAGUCAGAACUUAUUGUUGAAACAUGCAGAGUUGAACGAACAAUACUAUGGUACAUGACUUUUUGGGGUUUUGGAAUGAAUUUCAUGCUACGCAUGAAUCUCAAUAUAGCAAUAGUGUCUAUGGUUCGACCAAUAACUGUGAAAGAUGGAUUAAAAAGCGAAUACUACGAAAAUCAUAGCCUUUCGCAUAAUACAUCGUAUUUGAGUGACACUAACAAAGAUAAUGACAAUGUUUUCGAGUGGGAUGAAUACCAACAAAAUAUGGCUAAAGGAUCAUUUUUUUGGUUACAUAUGCUGUUACAAAUCCCUGGUGGAUUAUUGGCACAAAAAUUCGGAGCUAAAUCCAUAUUUGGCUUUAGUAACGGUUUAGUUUCUCUACUCACUUGCGUGAUACCUUUGUCGGCAAAAUUUAAUUUCAAUGUUUUGAUUUUAAUACGAGUUUUUCAAGGUCUCAUAGCUGGAUUAGCGUGGCCAUCAAUGCAUGCGAUGGUGGGUAAAUGGAUACCUCCUCAUGAAAGAAGCCGUUUCGUGUCAGCAUAUUUAGGUAUUUAUAUUUUAAAAUUAGUUUACUCAUUGUUAUUUUUARAAUAUAAUUUUCAAUUAUUAAAAWUUUUUAAUAAUGCUCUGAUAACUUGCUGACSUGGGUAAGUACUUGGCUCUGACAUUUGAGAAAAAUCGAUUAAUAGAUAGUUUGUCGAUAUAKGUUACACAUUU